Messenger RNA from Neltuma alba, 1374 nucleotides. RefSeq names its product peroxidase 7-like. Bases 153 to 1151 code for a protein of 332 amino acids. Lineage: Eukaryota; Viridiplantae; Streptophyta; Magnoliopsida; Fabales; Fabaceae. The record is from RefSeq and is a predicted model, not a curated record. The transcript is spliced from 3 exons. Gene Ontology annotation, molecular function: peroxidase activity; heme binding. Gene Ontology annotation, biological process: hydrogen peroxide catabolic process; response to oxidative stress.
ACGAUGAUGGGGCUGCACGUAAAGGGAUCGGUCGUUUUGUCUGUUGCAAGGCUUAGAUUUAGAUGCGAGUUAUCCAAGCUUUCAGGUUUUAAACACGCGACAUCUCCAUGUAACGUACCAACAAAAUAAUAUCUGGCAUUGCAAGCAAAAACAUGAAGCCCCGCUAUGUUUCUGUGGUUUUGCUUCUGAUCACCACUUGUUGUUUAGAAGCAGAAGCAAAUUUGGGGAAGAAGUCAGUGAAUUCCUUCCCACCUGAAGCAUUGCUUUCCACUGGUCACUAUCACACAACAUGCCCUGACGCUGAAGCCAUUAUCAACCAGAAGGUCACAGCUUGGUUUAAAAAGGACCCCACCUUGGCUCCCGCCAUCAUUCCCCUUCAUUUCCAUGACUGUGCCGUUAGGGGAUGCGAUGCAUCGAUUCUGCUCAACCAUACAAACGGUGAGAGGGCAACUCAUGAGAGCAGGACCCUAAGAGGAUUUCAAGUGAUAGAUGAUAUCAAAGCAGAAGUAGAGAGAAAAUGCCCUAAAACUGUGUCUUGUGCAGACAUUCUCACUGCUGCUGCAAGGGAUGCCACCAUUUUAGCAGGAGGGCCAUUCUGGGAAGUCCCAUUUGGCCGUAAAGAUGGCAGAAUCUCCAUAGCCAGAGAAGCCAGCUUGGUCCCUCAAGGCCAUGAAAACAUCACAGCCCUUCUUCACUUCUUCCAAGAGUUAGGCCUAGACAUACUUGACUUGGUCUCUCUCUCUGGUUCCCACACUAUAGGAAGAAGCACAUGCAACUCCUUCAUGAAUAGGGUUUAUAACUUCAAUGGGACUGGAAAACCUGACCCUUCAUUGAACGUAUAUUACCUGAAAAUGCUUAAGAGAAGAUGCAAAAGAGAGACAGAUUUGGUGCACCUGGAUGCCAUAACUCCAAGGACUUUUGACAAUGUUUACUACACAAAUCUUUUGAGGAAGGUGGGUUUGUUGUCGACAGAUCAGUUAUUGUAUUCAGAUUCAAGGACUGGUCCUUUUGUUCAAGCAUUUGCAACCCAACCUUUCCUUUUCAGUAGCCAGUUUGCAGCUUCCAUGGUGAAGCUUGGGAAUGUUCAUGUUUUAACCAGGCCACAUGAAGGUGAAAUCAGAACCAACUGCAACUAUGUCAAUCCUGUUUGAUAAAAUUGUCUACCUAUGAAUUUAUGAAGAGCUAAAUUCAUCUAUUUUAACAUUUGGGAUAUUACUUGGAGUUAUUUUUUAAAAUCAUUCUGUAUUGGAGUUUUGCGAAGAAUUAAUGAGUCAUUGUGUAGAUGUUUGUUUCAACUUCAUGAAAUUUGAUGUGAGCGUAGUUUGUGAUUAUAAUGAAGUGAAAUAGUCAAACUAUGGGCUAAUUUAUAUGCAA